AUGUGGAAAACAGCGUCGGCCAUCACUCUUUUAGCCGGCGCAGCCUCUGCCAUCGAUCUCGACAUCAACGAUGAGCAGUCCAUCAAGAGUGCGGCUCGCACAGCCGCAUACGCCGCCAUGUCAUACUACACCGGCAACCUCACCGGCCAGAUUCCCGGCGCAUUCCCCACCAAAUGGUGGGAAGGCAGCGCCCUCUUCGACACAAUGAUCCACUACUGGUACCUGAGCGGCGAUGACUCGAACAACGCGGCCGUGAUCCAGGGCCUGAACUGGCAAAGCGGCGACAACAACGACUACAUGCCGGGCAACUUUUCAUCGUACAUAAGCAACAGCGAUCAAUCGUCCUGGGCGCUCGCGGCCAUGACGGCGGCGGAGUUCGAUCUGCCGCAGACUUCGUCCGAGGAUUCGUGGGCGGCUAAGGCUGCGGCUGUCUUCGAUUCUCAGGUGGCUCGUUGGGAUGAUGCGGGCGCUUGUGAGGGGGGUCUGCGGAUGGAUAUUUGGACGUACGAGUCCGGGUAUUAUCUGGUGGAUACUGUUACCAAUGGCCAGCUCUUUGAGCUGGCGGCCCGGCUGGCCCGGUACACGGGUAACGCGACGUACUCUGGGUGGGCGGGGAAGAUCUGGGAUUGGAGUUCUUCUUCGCCGCUUCUGAAUAACAAUACUUGGAGCGUUGCUGAUUCGACUGAUAUCCGGGCUGGUUGUGACACAGUCAGCAAUGAACAGUGGACGCUUGACUAUGCUACGUAUAUCACUGGUGCAGCUUACAUGUAUAACCUGACCAAUGGCGACUCAAAGUGGAAAUCCGGCGUGGAUGGUCUCCUGAACACCAGUCUGACUACGUUCUUCCCCGCGACACACGGCGGAGAUAUCGUCGAGGAAGUUCUAUGUGAAUCGGACGAGGUGUGUAACACCAACAUGAUCCUCUUCAAGGGAAUUUUCAUGCGUGACCUCGCCCUGGUAUCUGCCGUCGCGCCGUACACCAUGGAUGAAAUCCUGCCACGUCUGCAGGGUUCCGCAUCUGCAGCCGCGGCGUCUUGCACGGGCCAUUCCAAUGAUACAUGUGGUGUGCAAUGGUACAAGAAGGAAUAUGACGGCUAUAUUGGAAUGGAGGAACAGCUCAGUGCGGCCAGCGUCUUCACAGCCAACCUGAUUGCCUUUGACAAGCAGGCCGUGAGUACAUCGUCCGAGGGCGCGAGCGGAACCUCCACGAACACGAGCACGAGUGCGUCAGGGACGGCAGCCACUGGAACGAAGACUGGCUCCAGUGCUUCGGGCACCGUGGCCAAUGGUGGUAAUGUGAUUUUCGGUGGACCGUUGGCCUUGAGCGCGGCGAUGGUGGCUGGUAUUCUGGCGCUUUUCUAA
Penicillium verhagenii is the source of this 1362-nucleotide messenger RNA. RefSeq names its product glycoside hydrolase family 76 protein. The transcript has 3 exons. Gene Ontology annotation, molecular function: mannan endo-1,6-alpha-mannosidase activity. Bases 1 to 1362 code for a protein of 453 amino acids. Lineage: Eukaryota; Fungi; Ascomycota; Eurotiomycetes; Eurotiales; Aspergillaceae. Gene Ontology annotation, biological process: fungal-type cell wall biogenesis; carbohydrate catabolic process. The record is from RefSeq and is a predicted model, not a curated record.